GAGAGGAAGGAAGCAGCAGGGAGAGGAGGAGCUGAGGGUGAGUGCUGCUGCCGGCACAGAGCAACCCCGGCGUUUAGUUUUGCUCCGAAGUCGAGGAGGUGCUGAGGCACAGCAGCUGCCCAGUCUCAAACCAUGAACUAUGUGGGGCAUCUGGCUGAGAGCGUCUUUGUCACGGUGAAGAGGCUGUACCAUGACCUGAACCCUGCCACCCUGUCGGGCUGCAUUGAUGUGAUCGUGGUGAGGCAGCCCGACAACUCCUUCAAGUGCUCCCCGUUUCAUGUGCGCUUUGGGAAGCUGGGGGUGCUGCGCUCCAAGGAGAAGGUGGUUGACAUUGAAAUCAACGGAGAGCCUGUCGACCUGCACAUGAAGCUGGGAGACAAUGGAGAGGCCUUCUUUGUCGAGGAGCUAGAGGAGCGUGAGGGUGGCAUCCCUUUCUUCCUCUGCACGUCCCCCAUCUGCAAGGAGCGGUGCUCAAAUGAUGCUGCUCAACCCUCCCCUGGGCUGGAGGCCUCCAGCACUGGAGAGAUCCUGCGCAAGAGGAGGCGACGCAAGAGAAGGCCCAGAAAGAAGGAGGUGUUGGACUCAGAUUCUGACAGCUAUGAUGAGACCAAAAAAGAGCUGCCAGCCCCAAGUGAUGCAGCAAGUUCAUCCUUUGCUGGUCCCCUUGAAGUAACUGGGUUGUUGGAGCCCCCAGACGUAUACCCGUACUCCGAUGGGGACCUGCUGGAAGUGGACAGCUGCAUGCUGAGCCAUCAGUCGUCUCACAAAAGUGAUUCUGAACUGCAGAUCAAACCACGGGAAAGCUUUUCUCUAGGGGCUGAAUCCCGCAUGAAGUGGAUCUGGGGAAGGCUCCCUCAGGUGAAUAAAUUGGUGCAAGUUAAACCAACCAAGUCCACAAAGAUCACUGGUGCUGCAGCAACCACCAUCUCAGCGACAGUGGAUGAGGCAACCCCUCUUGUUGCCACCUCUGAACAUCCAGGAGGGGUUUUAAGCCCAGCAGAAUCUCAGGACAUGCCCCAUUCCUUACCUGUGUCUGCAACUAAGCGAAAACUUACACCCGAGGCUAGGGACAGCAUCUCCAGGCUAAGGGAAGUCCUCCAUGCUCUCAGGCCAAAGAGAUUUUUGGGGGCCUACUCAGUCCCACAAGAGAAACAGAAGGAAGAUGUGAAUGCUUUGCCAGAGGUGCUGCCAGACGUGGAGCACUUUGAGGGAGCCACUGCUCCAAGGCAGGUGGGCUCAGAAGGCCCUACAUCCCAGCUGGAGAGGCAGAGGAGGCAAGGAUCCAUCAAAAGAAGUCCUCUCAAGGGUCCCAGCGCCAUUUACCUGGAAGACUUCUCCGAUCCUACCAAGAAGCCAGUGGCUCUCUAUUUGGCCGAGAGCGACACAGAGCAUAGUUCGAGUUCUGUGACAGACCCCAACAACCCUCUGAGUACCCAGCUGCCAUCCACCUCACCUGCCAACAGCCCCAUGGACUCUGACUCACUGCCCACAGUUGCCCUGUCACUGUGUGGGGGCCUCAGGGGCAACACGGAGAUCUCUCAUGAGAAGUUCAUGGAACACAGGGUCUCCUACCAGCAGUUUGCUGCGAAUCCAAGGCUCAUCAGUGACCCAAACCUGGUGAUAAUGAUCAACAAUAAGUACUACAACUGGGCAGUGGCUGGUCCCAUAGUCCUGGCCCUGCAGGCUUUCCAGAGGAACAUUCCUGAGAGCAUCAUUGAUGAAUUGGUGAAGGAGGACAUGCCCAAGAAAGACAGAAGAUAUUGGUUCUCCUGGAGGAGGAGAGAAUCCCCAACAGAGGAGCAGCAGCAGCCAAGGCCAGAGAAAGCCAGCAUGGGAACACUGUGGCGUGACUUUCUUCAGCAGAGGCAGGAGGAAAAGGAAUCACCCAGUGACAGUGAGCCCCAGCAACCUGGGGACACGUUGGAAGCAGAAGCUCUCCCUCAGAAACCUCUGCCAAACUUCAGGAAAUCCCUGCGUCUCUCUUCCGAACAAAUUGGAAAGUUGAAUCUGCAGGAUGGCCCCAACGAGGUGGCAUUCAGCGUGACAACUCAGUACCAGGGUACGUGCCGCUGUGAGGCCACCAUCUACCUGUGGAACUGGAACGAAAAAGUGGUGAUCUCAGACAUCGAUGGCACCAUCACCAAAUCGGAUGCUCUUGGACACAUCUUGCCACAGCUGGGUAAAGAUUGGACUCACCCUGGGAUUGUUAAACUCUUCCACAAGAUCCACCUGAAUGGCUACAAGUUCCUCUACUGCUCGGCCAGGGCUAUUGGCAUGGCCCACAUCACCAAAGGCUACCUCAAAUGGGUCAAUGAGCAGGGCUGUGGCCUUCCCAUGGGCCCCAUGCUGCUUUCCCCCAGUAGCCUCUUGUCUGCUUUCCACAGGGAGGUGAUUGAGAAGAAUCCAGAGGUGUUCAAGGUCCCCUGCUUGAUGGACAUCCGAAAACUGUUUGCUACAAAGUUUCCCUUCUAUGCAGGCUUUGGGAACAAGCCCAAUGAUGUCUAUGCUUACCAGCAAGUGGGGCUGCCAGAGAGCCGCAUAUUCACAAUAAACCCCAAAGGAGAGCUGAUCCAGGAGCUCACAAAAACCCAAAAGUCAACGUAUGAGCAGCUGUCAGAGCUGGUGGAGGUGUUCUUCCCUCCUGUGGGACGGAGGGGGAGCGCUGCUCUGGUGUCCCCAGAGUACAGUCACUGGAGAUCUUCACUGCCUGAUGAUGACUGGGAUGGCUCCCCCUAACCCCAUCCCUGUGGAGACCUGACCCAGAGCUCUCCUGCAUGUUCUUUGCCAGGACUAAAUGCUCCAUGUGGACCUCACCCUCCCUGUUUGCUGCUUGGGCAUUUUGCACUUGUAAUAGAGGUCAUGACACCCCUUAGCAGGAAGCCAAAGGGGGUAAGAGGGAGUUCUGACUCGACAAAAAUGCCAAUUGCUAAACACAAAUUCCUGAAAGCUGGGUCUCUUCUGGUGUUUGUAGCUCCUCUAAAGCCUGGCUCUUUUUUAAAGGUGGUGGUUGUUCACUGUUGUAUUUAUUGAGGAGCCUCUGACAUAGCUAUUACUACCUUUGGUAUGACCAGUGUUCCAGACAGUCCAGCUACCUGCAGUUUGGUAGCUGAAACUGCCCACCAACUUGUAAAGGUUGAUGGAAGAUGCUGGGGUUUUGAGUGUUCUGAACAAAAACCAGUAAUAAACAGUGCCUUAAUCAA
This is a messenger RNA of Haemorhous mexicanus (house finch), 3200 nucleotides long. Its product is annotated as phosphatidate phosphatase LPIN3-like. The record is from RefSeq and is a predicted model, not a curated record. Gene Ontology annotation, cellular component: nucleus. Gene Ontology annotation, molecular function: transcription coactivator activity; phosphatidate phosphatase activity. The transcript is spliced from 20 exons. Bases 133 to 2736 code for a protein of 867 amino acids. Gene Ontology annotation, biological process: fatty acid catabolic process; triglyceride biosynthetic process; cellular response to insulin stimulus. Lineage: Eukaryota; Metazoa; Chordata; Aves; Passeriformes; Fringillidae.